Molecule: messenger RNA, 1851 nt
Organism: Trypanosoma grayi
Lineage: Eukaryota; Euglenozoa; Kinetoplastea; Trypanosomatida; Trypanosomatidae
Product: putative cytidine triphosphate synthase, putative,CTP synthase
Exons: 1
Coding region: 1-1851 (616 amino acids)
Biological process (GO): pyrimidine nucleobase biosynthetic process; CTP biosynthetic process
Molecular function (GO): identical protein binding; CTP synthase activity
Source: RefSeq, a predicted model, not a curated record
AUGGCGACUGGCAGCUCGUACUACCUUCCCUCACCCAUGACGCGCUCGUUGGAUGCGGGGGACUCUGUCAAGUUUGUCGUAGUGACCGGCGGUGUCUGCAGCUCUCUCGGCAAGGGCGUGACGACCUCCGCUACAGGUGCCCUUCUCCGCGCGCACGGGUACCGCGUCUGUAGCAUCAAGAUCGACCCGUACAUCAACAUGGACGCAGGGCUGAUGAGCCCGUACGAGCACGGAGAGGUGUACGUCCUCGAGGAUGGCGGAGAGGUUGACCUUGAUCUCGGCAAUUACGAGCGCUGGAUGUCGGUUCAUCUGAAACGCGACCACAACAUCACGACUGGUAAGGUAUACCAGAAGCUCAUCACAAAGGAGCGCGAGGGGGGUUUUCUCGGAAAGACCGUGCAGCUGGUGCCACACUUCACGAACGAGGUUGUGGACCACAUCUUCCGCAUCUGCCAGGAGCCAGUCUGUGAGAGCGGAAAGUUGCCGGAGAUCUGUAUGAUCGAGCUGGGCGGCACAGUGGGUGAUAUGGAAUCGCAGCCGUUUGUUGAGGCCCUGCGCCGACUCCGCUACUCUAUUCCGCCAGAAGAUUUCUGUCUGAUGCACACGACGUACCUCCCUGUCUUUGGUGGUUCACAGAAGACGAAACCAACGCAGCACAGCUCCCGCACGCUGCUUUCCCUCGGCCUUCAGCCCGACUUCUUGGUGUGCCGCAGCGAGGAGCGUCUCACAAAGGAGGUGAGGGAGAAGUUGAGCAACCAGUGUGGUGUGCAGAUCGUGGACAUCAUUGGUGCACCUAACGUUGAUUCACUGUAUCAAAUUCCUGUGGAAUUUACCAAUGAGGGUCUGGUUAAACGAUUGCUGCACAAACUGCGCCUGCACUCCAAGGUGCCCCCAAUGGAUGUGCCCAACUAUGAGACCUACUUGCAGUACACCAAGAUCCUUCGCGAUAUGUCGAAUCCUGUUGUCCGCAUUGCUUUUGUGGGCAAGUACGUCACAGCCGGUGGAGACGCUUACUUCUCCGUUCUCCAGUGCUUUGAGCACUGCCAGAUCGCUCUCCAGGUGCGUCUUGACAUUCUCUACAUUGAAUCGGAGGAACUUGAGGGACCCAAUGCAGAGGAGGCCAAACAAGCAAUUGUCGAGUGCGAUGGCAUCUUCGUCCCUGGUGGAUUCGGUGUGCGAGGCGUGGACGGCAAGUGUGCUGCUGUUGAAGUGGCACGGAAGCAUAAUAUCCCGUACUUCGGCGUGUGCCUUGGCAUGCAAGUUGCACUCAUUGAGUUCUGCCGCAAUGCUCUCGGCUGGAAGGACGCAAACAGUGAGGAGUUCGACCCAUCAAGCACGCACCAGGUUGUGCGUAUCAUGGACUGUGAUCGCACGAGCAUGGGUGCCAAUAUGCACCUUGGCGCCCGCGACGUGCACCUUGUGGAGAAGAACUCCACGAUGGCGAAGAUCUAUCCCCACGCCGACGUCAUUGUGGAGCGCCACCGCCACCGUUAUGAGGUCAACACGACAUACCUCAAGGAGGUGCGUGAUGCGGGCCUGAAGAUCAGCGCCGUGACGGACCCCGACAUGGGCCCGGAGUGCCGCGUGGAGGCGAUCGAGAUCCCCUCGCUCCGCUUCUUCCUCGCAGUGCAGUUCCAUCCUGAGUUNCGCGUGGAGGCGAUCGAGAUCCCCUCGCUCCGCUUCUUCCUCGCAGUGCAGUUCCAUCCUGAGUUUGUGUCAUCGCCGAUGGACCCGUCGCCGCCGUACUUGGCGUUCAUGGCGGCGGCAGCAAAGAAGGAGUACAACUGGCCAGCGGCGUGUGCUACUCGUCGUGUGAGGACGUCCUCGCCACAAGUGCAGAGGCAGCAGUGA